Messenger RNA from Capsicum annuum, 1871 nucleotides. Its product is annotated as glucan endo-1,3-beta-glucosidase 5. NCBI's taxonomy places the organism in Eukaryota, Viridiplantae, Streptophyta, Magnoliopsida, Solanales, Solanaceae. Gene Ontology annotation, biological process: carbohydrate metabolic process. The transcript is spliced from 2 exons. Gene Ontology annotation, cellular component: plasma membrane. Gene Ontology annotation, molecular function: hydrolase activity, hydrolyzing O-glycosyl compounds. The coding region runs from base 43 to 1542 and encodes 499 amino acids. The record is from RefSeq and is a predicted model, not a curated record.
UCAUGUCCAUGCAAAAUCACAUAACUCUCUACUACUACUAUCAUGGAACAUUUUCACAACAUCUUCAUCUUAUGGACUAUUUUGUUAGUUACAAUCGAAAAAGGUCUCAUCGCGGAGGGUCUAGGCGUGAACUGGGGAACACGGGCAACUCAUCCGCUUCCACCAGACAUCGUAGUGAAGAUGUUAAAAGAGAACGGAUUCAAUAAAGUGAAGUUGUUCGAAGCUGAUCCAGGUGUGCUUAAGGCACUAGGUAGAUCAGGUGUUCAAGUUAUGGUUGGGAUACCUAAUGACAUGCUAGCAACAUUGUCUGCUAAUGUUCGUGCUGCUGAACAAUGGGUUCAACAAAAUGUUUCUUCUUUUAUUUCCAAGAAUGGCGUCAAUAUCAGAUAUGUUGCUGUGGGAAAUGAACCAUUUCUGAAAGCCUAUAAAGACACAUUCCUCAACACAACAUAUCCAGCACUGGAAAAUGUGCAAGCAGCUCUUAUCAAAGCAGGCCUAGGAAGACAAGUUAAGGUUACAGUUCCAAUUAAUGCAGAUGUGUAUCAGACAGACACUGGUGUCCCCUCUGGUGGGAACUUCAGAUCAGAUAUUCAUGGUCUAAUGAUGAAGAUUGUUAAGUUUCUAAGUGACAAUGGUGGUCCUCUUACUAUUAACAUCUACCCAUUCCUUAGUCUCUAUGCUGAUCCUCAUUUUCCAAUCGACUUCGCUUUCUUCUCUGGGACUUCAUCUCCUGUUGUUGAUGGUACAAUCUCGUACACUAAUGUCUUUGAAGCGAAUUAUGAUACACUCGUUUGGGCUCUGGAGAAGAAUGGUUUUGGUUCACUCCCUGUAAUAGUGGGAGAAAUCGGUUGGCCUACUGACGGUGAUUCUAAUGCUAACAUUGAGUAUGCUAGGAAGUUCAAUCAAGGUCUACUAGACCGAAUUAGCCGGGGCAUUGGCACACCUAAACGGCCCACGCCACCAGACAUUUACAUUUUCGGACUAGUAGAUGAAGACGCCAAGAGCACUGAACCGGGGAAUUUUGAAAGACAUUGGGGCAUUUUUUACUAUGAUGGAGCUAUCAAGUAUCAACUCAAUUUAGGUAACAACCAAACUUUGAAACCGGCUAAAGGCGUUCGCUACUUAGCUAGGAAGUGGUGUGUCAUGGCCCCUGAUGCUAAUGUCAUGGACCCUAAUUUGCCAGACAGUAUCAACUAUGCUUGUACUUACGCAGAUUGUACUAGCCUUGGUUAUGGUUCGUCGUGUGGUGGACUGGAUGUUAAGAACAAUGCGUCGUACGCAUUUAAUAUGUACUAUCAAACUAUGAAUCAACAGAAGGGUUCGUGCGAAAGGUUUCAUAAUUUAUCAGUCAUUACAACAAUAGAUCCAUCACCUUCGUCUUCUAAUUUUGGACGUACCUCAUCUAAUUGUCGAUUUGAAAUCAUGAUCGAUGUGGGAAGGCACGAGACGAAGGUAAAUCCAGGUACCUCGUCAGCUACAAAGAUCAAACAUUAUUUUUCUCUUCUUUUAUUUGUGCUAGUAGUAGUAAUAAGAGAAAUGUAAGUAUUCAUCAAAGUGCAAAUAGUAGAGGUUGUAAUGAAUAUUAUUAACUAUUAAUAAAAUAUCUCCUUUUACCGAAAAAACAAGAAAACUAUAUAUCUAUCUGUUAAAGUCUAUGUUGCUCGGACUCUUUUGAAAUGUCAUUAGAUUCGUGUUGGAUCCUUCAAAGAUUGUAUUUUCGAAGGAAUCGAUACGGGUGCAGUAACAUUUUUAAAAAAUUCGAGCAACUUAGGUUAAAGCAAACCUUUGGUCCAGAAGGGGAAAAAGGGGCCAAAAUGAUUUAUCUUUUUUAAAAAAAAAAAAAAAAAGAAAGAAAGAAAGGAAGAAACCGA